CCCUCAGCGCUGCGCGAGACCCGUAUGUCAGCCCCCUCGCGCCUCCCGCGCUUCCACAAUCAUUUCCCGCCAAUGAUCAGGAGGUGUCCGCAACAGCGCUUCCUCACCUCACACCCCCGUCAGCCACACGCAGCGCGACACACACACACACACACACACACACCGGGAGGAGCCGUCUACCCUCCGUCACCCAUACCCGCCCCUGAGGACGGUGCGUCGUUGGCGGCGUCAAUAUUAUUUAUUAUUCCCGUUAGUCUCGGUAUUUAGCGCCGCAGCUGCUCACGGUGAUCGUUAAAACGGACGCGUCUCGUUGUUUUGAGCCGCGUGUUUUUUCUUGUAACGGGGAUUAUUGAGGCGGCAUCAGCGCGCGGUGAUGCUCUCCGUUAAAGGAUCGUGAAGCGUCGCGAGUCUAAAGGACCAUUGCCGUGGAUGGUUUGGCGUUUGUGCGUGUUUGUUUUGCUCUGAUGGCGAACAUGAGCAGUAGUGUGUGCAUGGAAACCCCACACACUCAUGGCCACGCCCACGGCCACACCCACAACUACAACCCCACCCCUGGGCGGGACUUUCCUCUGCAGAUUGACUCGUGCAUGAACCCCGUGUUGGACUACAGCGCGCAGAUGGAGCGCUACCGCUCAUUCGCCACCUUCUAUAAGAACAGCACAGCUGCCGCGGCCGCAGCUGCCGCUACCCCAUUUCCCCAGACUGCCAAAAUCGCCCGAAUUGCCACACCCCUCUUCCCCUCGGCACGCCUAUCGGCAAUGCCGCCCUGGCCCUGCGACAACGCAAUGCUAUGGGGGCGAAAGCCCACCGCGGUUAAUGUAAACGGACCUCACACACAUCGGACUGGUAUGUCGAGGGCGGAGCAGGUGAAUGUGCAUAUGUCCGCCAAACACAUUCCACAAGACUCCGCCCUCCAGAUGGGCGCUGACAACUUCCUGUCGCCGCUAGCCGCGGAGCAAUGCCGCGGUCUCCCCGUAACGGGCGCCGAGUGCAUGAACCGACUGAAGUGCCCGUCAUCUGUGCCGCCUAGCGGAGCCGGAGAGACGGACCGUGGCGGGACAUUCGGAGGGAUGCCCCCAUUGGGGGGUCUGUCGCUGCCACCGGGGGUCAUUGUCAUGACGACGCUUCACUCUGGUGCAGGGUCGUCAGGGGUCACGAUGUCAGACAGUGCGUUUCAGAUUGCCAACGUGGCGGCGGACUGCCAGCACAGCGGCUCGUCCUGCUCCGGUUCGCCCGCCGCUCUUAACGGAAACGUCAACGGCAGCUGCAGCAGCAACGGUAGCGGAGCGGCUAAGCGCAAGCGUAAGCGCUGCGGCGUGUGCGCCCCCUGCAGGAGGCUCAUUAACUGCGGCGUGUGCAGCUCCUGUCGAAACAGAAAGACGGGUCAUCAGAUCUGCAAGUUCAGAAAGUGUGAAGAACUGAAGAAGAAACCCGGCAGCACGAUGGAGGUGGGAUUCUCACACGCACUCACACAUAUGCAGGGAGCUCUGCUGAAGUGGGCUGUUUGAUUGGCUGCGGGUUUGGAGUAGAGCCCAGUCUUGGCACGAGCGACCGUAGUUAACCAUCAGGCAUUAAUGUCUGUGUGUGUGUGUGUGUGUGUUAGCUGAUGGCUUGAGUCCUCUUAAGCUGGAAAAAUGCCCUUACACUCAAGCACACACUUUAUCUCUCUCUCACACACAGUCAGUAUUGAAGGCGGAGAGAUGAGGCAACAUGUUGUAAGUUCUCUGUAAUAAUACAAAGACAGCUUAAUCUAUUCACAACCUGUUAACACCACUCACCAGAAUCAAAAUCAAGACCAGUGUAGAAGUGACUUUCAAACCAAGCAUCUUUCCCACUGGAAUGACGUGAUAGUUCACAGAACAAUGGUAAAUGUGAACGCACCUGUACACGGGAAGAUUUUAAAGGCCUGUUCGCGCCAGUUAUGUUAACUACAUUAGCAGACAACAUUUUAUGUUUAGUCUAAGUCUGCAUUGCAGUUUUGUCUUCUGCUGCUUUACAUACUCGUGCUCUUUAAAGUCAGAUGGAUUGUUCUGAAAUAUUCUGAAAGUGAUUCCAACAUUAUCAUUUCUGUGUGUAGAUAUAGUUGUGGUGCAUCCUUCAUUAUUCUCAUUAUAGUUAUCAUCUUUGGUGCGGACAGGCUUUAAGAGUUUGUUUGGACUCUCCCCGGCACUGCAUUUGUGAUGUUUCAGUACAUUUAAAGAAAAAAAUCCAAGAUGUGCAGUGUUAGGGAGGGUCCAGAAACAUUAAUGCAUUUGGCAGACGCUUUUAUUCAAAACAACUUACACUGAAUGCAAGAUGUACAUUUUUAUCAGUUCACACAUUCCCUGGUUUCUGAACCCAAAACCCCAAAUUGGUAACUCCAUGCUCGAAUGUUUGAGCUACAGAAACACCUUAGUAGCAAGUAAACUAGAUUUCCAAGACAUCUACACAUAGUUCAGAGUAAUAUCCAAUCAAUGCAAAAAAUGUGAAAAAACACAUUUACUAGUUUACGUGCUACUUUUUUCCCCAACAAAACUCAUGUUGUUCAAUCCUCUCACACUUUUAUCAAAUCCAGUGACUAAAAGAUUCAUAAUUACAUUCAUGCAUGAACCAGACGCUUUUGAUCCAAAGAGAAACAAAAGCAAUUCUUCAACGAGCCAACAGUAAUCGUUGCAUAAAGUCUCAGCUAACGGAAACACGGUUGCGAGGGCCUUUGCAUACAGAUGGUCGGCUUCGUCUGUUGUUUCCGUUUUCCCAAUUUAAUUCUUAUUUGUGAUGAAUCAAUUUUUGAACCAUUGCAUCUUAUUGUGGAGAUGGUUCACACCAAAUGGCACAUCAUUUCUGUGAUUAACUGGGCCAUUAAAUCCAGUUUAACUGGAAUCUAUCCAGCAUUCCCACUGUCUCCUGUGUCUUCCCUCAGAGAGCACCGUCAGCCGGAGCCGCAGACACCUUCCGCUGGUUCUUCUGAAGAACCCGCCACCAAUCCACGUCACAAAACCGGACUCGAACACUAGAAGAUCAGAUCACCGCCCUCCUCUCUCUCUAGCCCUUCCCCUCAGGACAGCACUGAAGAGACGUCGAGGGCAAGUCUCUGGGUCUCAGACCGACCCCACCUCAACCAAACACUAACUGACGUAGAGAAACAGAGACUUCAGUCGUAUCAGGACCCCAUCCGAGCUUAAAGGAAUAGUUCACCUGAAAGCCAACAUACAGUUGUCAUUUACUCACCCUCAUGUCGUUUAUCAAUCACUCGCUUUCUUCAGAAGACAAAAGGAGGUUGUAAUGAAGCAAAUGAGGUCCGUCAAACUCUAAACUCACAAAACAAAUUGCAUAAAAGCUGUCCAUAUAAGAUUAAUGCACUAGGUUUUCUGAAGUCGGUUUUCUGUUGGGAAAAGAUUUGUCACAAACCAUCAACUUUAGAAGACAUCAUGGAUCAGUUCCCUUUUUAUUUGAUUGAAAGAAACAACCAUGUUAUACUUUUUAAAAUGCAUUUUUUUCCACAAUAGAAAGUCUAUAUGAUUGAUGCACUACGAGUUCUCAAGUCAUGAUCGUUUUGUGUUGGGAAAAGACUAGAAAUCAGAUCAGAAACGAUCAUUUUUGCUCUUCCUUCAUUUGAUUGAAUCAGGAUAUUAUUGAAAAGUUCACCUUGCUCCACAGAAAGAAGUCCAUACGAUUGAUGCACUAUAUUUUAGGUUCUCUGAAGCCAGUUUUGAGUUGCAAAAAGACUCUUUUUCUUCCUUUCAGGACCAAACAACCAUUUUACAUCCCCUUUCAUUUGAUCAACCAGGAUAUUCUUUAAAAAUCCACUGUGUUUUACAGAAGAAAGAAAGCCAGAGGUUAUAAAAGCAAGUGCAUACGAUUGAUAUUCCAGGUUCCCUGAUAUCAGUUUUGUUGAGAAAAUAAUGAAAGAUUUUCAACCAUUUGACCUCCUCUUUCGUUUGAUUGAAAGGAAAACCCAGGAUAUUAUUGAAAAAACUAUCCUUGUUCCACAGAAGAACGUAAGUCAUAAAGGUUUGGGGCGAGCAAAUGACGACAGAAAAGGUGAAUCUCUGAGCGAACGACUCCUUUAGACCUCCUUUCUGUUGCAUGGGUAGAAAAGUGUUUUGUUUCUAACUGAAGACUUUAAGAAGAUCUUUGUUUAUUGCUGUUGUGACGCCUCACUGUCUUGAUGAGUAAGAGACUCUUAGGAUGGCUUGUUGAUUAAAUGUGAUCCUUUUUGAACUGUG
Messenger RNA from Carassius gibelio (silver crucian carp), 4205 nucleotides. RefSeq names its product CXXC-type zinc finger protein 4-like. The transcript has 2 exons. NCBI's taxonomy places the organism in Eukaryota, Metazoa, Chordata, Actinopteri, Cypriniformes, Cyprinidae. The record is from RefSeq and is a predicted model, not a curated record. Gene Ontology annotation, molecular function: zinc ion binding; methyl-CpG binding. Bases 465 to 1508 code for a protein of 347 amino acids. Gene Ontology annotation, cellular component: nucleus.